AUGGGAAGUGAUUUUGAAGAGACGAUGAAUCACCCAUGUCAUCUUCAGCAUCCAAUAAUACUGAAAAGCGAAGGAGCUCCAUUCCAAUGCAGCGGCUGCAAGGAACUAGGGUUUGGCCCAAGGUACCAGUGCCACGAAACUGAUUGUCCCUUCGUCCUUCACUACCACUGUGCCACGGUUCGCCCCACCGACCGCCCAAGAAUCCACCUGUUUAUGGGGAACCGCCGGUUUGACUUCCUCUGGGAACCGCCGGGCGGACCGAACCGCCGAUAUUGCGACGCUUGCGGGCAAGACGUCCGAGGGUUUCUGUAUCAAGACCAAUAUUCCAAACACAAUUUUGAUUUGCAUCCUUGUUGCAUGAACCUAAAGAGAACCAUAUCUGAUCCUAACGGCACUGUGGAGCUGAAUCUAAAAGACAAAGUGCCCUCUAAAUGUGUGAAAUGCAAGAGGAAGGGUCUAAAUAACGUUCAGAGCAAGGAGGCUUUCAGAGGGUGGUCCUAUGUGUCGUCUUGUGGAAACUAUUGCUACCAUGUUUAUUGUGUGAAGACUUUGAUCCUGGAGAACUAG
Messenger RNA from Prosopis cineraria, 567 nucleotides. RefSeq names its product protein VACUOLELESS GAMETOPHYTES-like. The record is from RefSeq and is a predicted model, not a curated record. Lineage: Eukaryota; Viridiplantae; Streptophyta; Magnoliopsida; Fabales; Fabaceae. The transcript has a single exon. The coding region runs from base 1 to 567 and encodes 188 amino acids.